Juglans regia (Persian walnut) is the source of this 926-nucleotide messenger RNA. Its product is annotated as RING-H2 finger protein ATL8-like. Bases 147 to 734 code for a protein of 195 amino acids. NCBI's taxonomy places the organism in Eukaryota, Viridiplantae, Streptophyta, Magnoliopsida, Fagales, Juglandaceae. The transcript has a single exon. The record is from RefSeq and is a predicted model, not a curated record.
CCCCCCUUAUAAUUGUGCAUAUCAAUCUCAUAUUUAUAUUAAUAUGAUAUGCUUUCUUCCCUUUUACGACUGUACCAGACCUCAAACAUCCCACAGGACCCCCACCCCCAACCAAUCAUCUCUUCCUCUCUUCUCUCACACCCACCAUGAUUCGCUCUCUAACAACUCUGGCACCCGCGAACUCAUCAACGACGGCGGCGGCUGCUCCUCCUCCUGAGGCCCUCACCGUGGAGUCGGACUUCGUGGUCAUACUGGCUGCCCUUCUCUGCGCACUCAUAUGCGUGGUGGGGCUCAUCGCGGUGGCCCGGUGCGCUUGGCUCCGUCGCAGCUCUACCCACACUCGGUCUCCGGCUGGGGCUCAGGCUCUAGCAAACAAGGGCCUAAAAAAGAAGGUACUUCAGUCUCUCCCCAAAUUCACGUACGACUCCGACGGCGCCAAGAACCCAAAGCUAUCGGUGGCGGAUUGCGCCAUAUGCUUGGGUGAGUUCAUGGACGGGAACGAGCUGAGGGUUUUGCCACAGUGCGGUCAUGCCUUCCACGUUUCAUGCAUCGACACAUGGCUUGUGUCCCACUCAUCGUGCCCAUCUUGUCGGCAGAUCCUGGUGGUAGAGAGGUGCCACAAGUGCGGUCAUUUCCCGGCUCCUCAAAUUGAUCAGGCUGGCCUGGAUUUCAAUGCCAUUACUACCAACACUAGCAUUAAUUACAAUACUCUUACUCCUACUUUCUUGCCUUAAACUUUAAACAAACAAACAAAGGCCCGCCCUUUAUUUUCUCAUUGCCGUCUUGUAAAUUCAAGGUAAUAUUCUAACACUACGUAUCAGCAUAUAUGUUUAGGAAUAGGGUCUCUUUUGGUGUAUUUCUUUUUCUUCUUUUGAUCCCUGAGGUCAAUUGCUCUGAAUAUGAGAUUGACAGUUGCGCUGUAUGUU